Messenger RNA from Esox lucius (northern pike), 3310 nucleotides. It is a transcript of the gene pdha1a, whose product is annotated as pyruvate dehydrogenase E1 subunit alpha 1a. Gene Ontology annotation, molecular function: pyruvate dehydrogenase (acetyl-transferring) activity. The record is from RefSeq and is a predicted model, not a curated record. Bases 85 to 2085 code for a protein of 666 amino acids. Gene Ontology annotation, cellular component: intracellular membrane-bounded organelle. The transcript is spliced from 13 exons. Gene Ontology annotation, biological process: pyruvate decarboxylation to acetyl-CoA. Lineage: Eukaryota; Metazoa; Chordata; Actinopteri; Esociformes; Esocidae.
UCGACAUGGGUUUGUCAUCAGUCGAGUUGUUUUGACAGGCCGGAAGGACGGAACGUUUCCCUGAAUCAGUGGCGGCUAAAUAGUAUGCAAAAGAUGAUGACAUUAAUCUCCAACGUGCUGAGGGGCAGUGUUAGCAGAAAUGGAGGCCAGGUUGUUUCAGAGUCCUCAUUGCGCAGGGCUGUUUUGCAGCUGCUGGCGGUCCAGGGGCAGUAUGCUGACAUAGCCCAUCCGCCCGACCCAGAUCCAGCACUGCGCCCCUACAAGCCAGACGAAGAUUUAUGCUCAGUCACACAUAGUCCUCUAGCAGACAAUCUCAACAGACCAAAGACUGAUACUGACAAACCAUUUUCCGAUCUAACAGUAAUUGAUCAUGUAAUUAUGGACCCGCCAAUUUUUCUGGACCCUUUUUCUGAGCGACCAAAUCUGAACUCUCCAGAGCCCUUAGCAUCCAGUCUGACUGUUUCAGGUCUCAGAGCAGAUACAGCCCCAGUGGUACCAGAAGCAGAACCAUUAGCUAAUACUGACUCGCCUGAUUCAGAACCCUUAGAACCACAUUUAAAUGUCCUUACUCAUUUAGAAUCAACUUUACUGAAACGACUUGUAAGUACAAAUCCAGUUAUUCCAGAAUCAACCUCAUGUGGACAGUCCACUACCAUGGACUCUCAAGUACUAAAAUCGACUUCACCAGAGCCACCAAUUACACUUCAUGCAGAAAUGUACUCUGACCUACCACGCCCGGAAGUAACACUGCCAGAACUACAUCUUAACACAGACCAACUAACUCAGGAAAUAAACCGCUCAGACCCUGAAAUCUGCGCUAACAGCCCCGCUUGCGACUCUUCCACGUCUGAGCCUCGGCAGGCAGAGAGGAGCCAGAACACUGACAUAACGUUGCACCAACGCCCUGAGAUCGCCCUCAGCUUGACUGAAGACACUCGUUUACCAGAGCCACAGCUUGCUGCAGCAAGCGUGGUGGUGUCGUCACGUUCCUACGCUGACUUCACUCCUGAAGCCACCUUCGACAUAAAGAAAGUUGACCUUCAUCGUCUGGAGGAGGGUCCACCCCUGACGUCCACACUGACCCGUGAGGAUGGGCUGAAGUACUACCGUACCAUGCAGACCAUCAGACGGAUGGAGCUGAAGGCAGAUCAACUCUACAAGCAGAAGAUCAUCAGGGGCUUCUGUCACCUGUAUGACGGCCAGGAAGCCUGUGCGGUUGGCAUAGAGGGGGGUAUCACCCUGUCAGAUCACCUGAUCACUGCUUAUCGCGCCCACGGUUACACCCUCACCAGGGGCGGGACUGUCAGAGAGAUCAUGGCUGAGCUCACUGGUCGUCGAGAGGGUAUUGCUAAGGGCAAGGGAGGCUCUAUGCACAUGUACACGAAAAACUUCUAUGGAGGCAAUGGCAUUGUGGGCGCUCAGGUGCCUCUAGGAGCCGGCGUAGCCCUGGCCUGCAAAUACCUGGGCACUGACCAGCUCUGUGUCAGUCUGUAUGGUGACGGAGCAGCCAACCAGGGUCAGAUCUUCGAGACGUAUAACAUGGCGUCUCUUUGGAAGUUGCCCAUCAUCUUUAUCUGUGAGAACAACCAGUACGGCAUGGGCACAUCAGUCGAGCGUGCUUCUGCCAGCACUGAGUACUACAAGAGAGGAGACUUCAUUCCUGGCCUCAGGGUGGACGGGAUGGAUGUCCUGUGCGUCAGAGAGGCGACCAAGUUUGCAGCGGACCACUGCCGAUCCGGAAAGGGCCCUAUUCUCAUGGAGCUCCAGACCUACCGCUACCAUGGACACAGCAUGAGCGACCCUGGGGUCAGCUACCGCACACGUGAGGAGAUCCAGGAGGUCCGCAGUAAGAGCGACCCCAUAUCUAUGCUGAAGGACCGCAUGCUCAGCAACAACAUGGCCAGCGUCGAGGAGCUCAAGGAGAUCGACAUUGAGGUGCGGAAGGAGAUUGAGGACGCGGCACAGUUUGCCACCACAGACCCUGAGCCCCCUCUGGAUGACCUUUGUAGCCACAUCUACGCCAACGAGAAGUCCUUCGAAGUGCGUGGCGCCACCCCGUGGACCAAACUGACGUCCCACAGCUAAAGGCUCUGUCACCCAGGCCUUCUCCCAGUCCUCCAUCAACGCACACUUUUAUCUCUGCACACGUCGUCAUCCCCAUCUCAGCCAAAUGGCCUUCAUGGACUCUAAUCGUCUCCUUUCUACUCCCACCCCCACUCCACAUCAUCAUCCCUAUCCAAUAUUACGUUCAUUCACCCAUACAUGUUCCGUUGACCCUCUGCAUGAAUCGAAAAACUCUACACGCAAAACGUGGGCCUGGCUGGUGCCAUAGCUCCUUGAAGAUUCGAACUCCGAGUCAUUGUUACUUGCAGUGCUCAUGCUACACUAUUGCCACGUCUUCUCUCUUGAAAUGUCACUUAAAACACAGCCAAGAAGUAAGACGUUUACCGUGCCUCUCAAAAUGUUUUCGAGACUGAUCAUUUGGAUGGGUUGUCCCUCCGCAACAUUAGUGGCAUAAUUUCUCCUGUAAGACGUGGUGGUUGUUUUGUUUCUUUUUCCAGAGAGAUUAAAGGAUACAUUAUGUAAAGGGAUGUAGAUUAGGAUGUUAACAUUUCUACCUGGCCAAAUCGAACCUGUGCUUCUGGGACAUGGAUUGUGUUUAGAAGAUGUCUCUCGUUAUUAUGGCACUCUGCAGAUCCACGUGGAUGAGGGCGGAGUCUGGACAUUGUGAUGUGAUGAUUUAAUAUUUCUGACCUCAUGCCUCCGCUGUCUUGUCAGUCAUAGCCCACUUUAGGAACCUACACUCAAACUACAAUUCCCCUUGCUCUCUACUUGGAUUUUGUUGGUUCUAUCAGCCUCAUAUUUAUUGCUGAAUGUGUUUUUUAACUAGCAUACCAAUACUGUGUUUUAAACUACAAAUAAUUCAAGGAAGAAGAGAAAAUGCCUCUUUUGUGAGUCUUGGUGGUCAGCUGUUACAGUGGGAUAUAGUCAGACUAUGGAUACGGAUGUCACUACAUAGGGAUCGGUCCUGGUUUUCCUACACUGGUGUUCUAAUAAGGGAGUGUAUGUGCGCCUUGGUUUUCAUUGUACAAUCUGUUGAAACGAAGUAAAAUAAAUCGGAAAGAAACUAAUGAACUUGUUUUGGGCUUUGUGUUUCUGUGAAUGUGUUAAAAAUGUAUGGUCCACUCUGGCCCUAUUUUUUUUCUAUGUUUGAUUCACACUCAGGUCAUCCAUAUGAAAAUGUAUGUAUACAUAACUAAGUGACUUUUGGAUAUGUCUGAUUAAUGGCAUAUAAACAUAUUAGAUACUU